AGGUCCCAAGCCCCGCGCGCUGAGUGGGAACUCGGAGAGUUUCUCCAGAGAGUGAUGAAGUGAUCACUCACUCGCUCUCUUUCACUCCGGAGGGGCUAUAAAACAUGCCCGGGUCCUCUAUCGCGCCUCAUCUGCCAGACUAAACACUAACCACGUUUUCUAACGCUCAGUCGGAUGUUUCGGAGCUUUCCGUGCGGUAAAAAUGAGAGAACAAGCUGCGGGUCGCUGAGUUAGCCGCCGAGCUAACAGUCGGUACCACCGUUUGGCUUUAAAAAGUGUCGGCGUUUCUCGGACCUUUCCUGCUGGGACAUUUUCGUAGAUAUCUCCAAUGAGACGUUUUCAGAUCAGCACGGAGAUUAUCCCAAAAAUAAGGUGCUAGAUGGUGAGUUUGAAGGCCAUGCGUAAUGCUCAGACAACUCGCCCAGAGUCAGAAUGAGUGUCACAGAUGGCGAUGGGACAGCUAGCCAAGAUGGACGGGCCUACGUUCUUCAGAUCUACCCCCGCCUCGCCUCGGAGACGAUACCAUGUUGCACGCUCAAAGUACGCAAGGAGGCCACGGCAUCAACCGUCAUCCAGGACGCAGCGGCCAGCCUGGGCCUGGACGCAGCCAAGCGUUAUGUCCUGGCAGAGGUGAAGGAGAGCGGCGGAGAGGAGUGGGUUCUAGAGUCCACAGACCUGCCAGUGCACAGGGUUCUUCUCUGGCCGCGGAAAGCUCAGGAAGAGCAUCCUCAGAGCGAAGGGUUCUACUUCCUCCUUCAGGAGCGUAACCAUGACGGUUCCAUCCGCUACGUGCACCUGCCCACUGUGUAUAAGGAAAAAGACGCGCAGCGGCUGGUCGCCCGAGGGUUCCUCCCUCCGCGCCAUGGGGAUUUUGACGACUUGUGCAACCUACCUGUCCUCAAUGAGGACACUAUCCUGGAUAACCUGCGCAGUCGCUUUCAGAAGAAGAAGAUCUACACGUAUGCCGGCAGCAUCCUCGUCGCCAUCAACCCCUUCAAGUUCCUCCCAAUUUACAACCCCAAAUAUGUCAAGAUGUAUGAGAACCACCAACUGGGCAAGCUGGAGCCCCAUAUAUUUGCCAUUGCCGAUGUCUCGUAUUAUGCUAUGCUGCGCAAACGGAUCAACCAGUGCAUCGUGAUCUCUGGAGAGAGCGGCUCUGGAAAAACGCAAAGCACUAACUUUCUCAUCCACUGCCUGACGGCUCUCAGCCAGAAGGGCUAUGCCAGCGGCGUGGAAAGGACCAUCCUUGGGGCUGGACCUGUGCUGGAGGCAUUCGGCAAUGCAAAGACGGCCCACAACAACAACUCCAGUCGUUUUGGGAAGUUCAUUCAGGUCAACUAUCUGGAGAGCGGAGUGGUUCGGGGGGCGGUGGUUGAGAAGUACUUGCUGGAGAAGUCCCGUCUGGUGUCCAGAGAGAAGAAUGAAAGGAACUACCACGUUUUCUAUUACCUGCUGGUGGGGGCGUCCGAUGAGGAACGCAAGGAGUACAAGCUCCUGCAGCCGGAAAACUACUUCUACCUCAAGCAGCACAACUUUACCAUAGAGGACGCAGAUGACCUUCAGCAUGACUUUGAGAGGCUGCAGCAGGCCAUGGAGAUGGUGGGCUUCCUUCCCGCAACUAAGAAACAGAUUUUCUCAGUCCUGUCUGCCAUCCUGUACCUGGGCAAUGUCACCUACCGGCGGAAAUCCACAGGGAGGGACGAGGGGCUGGACGUGGGACCUCCAGAAGUCCUCGCUAAUCUCUCAGAUCUGCUGAAGGUCAAAGAGGAGCUGCUGGUCGAGGCUCUUACGAAGAGGAAAACGGUUACAGUCAAUGAUAAGCUGAUUCUGCCCUACAGUCACAGUGAGGCGAUCACAGCGCGGGACUCCAUGGCCAAGUCUCUGUACAGCGCCCUGUUCGACUGGAUCGUCCUGCGAAUCAACCAUGCACUUCUCAACAAGAAGGACAUGGAGGAAUCUGUUCCGUGUUUGUCCAUUGGUGUUCUGGACAUCUUCGGCUUUGAGGAUUUUGAGACGAACAGCUUCGAGCAGUUCUGCAUCAACUACGCCAACGAACAGUUGCAGUAUUACUUUAACCAGCACAUCUUUACGCUGGAGCAGGAGGAGUAUCAGGCAGAAGGCAUCACCUGGCACAACAUCGACUACACAGAUAAUGUGGGCUGCAUCCAGCUCAUCAGCAAAAAGCCCACUGGGCUUCUCUAUUUACUGGACGAGGAGAGCAAUUUCCCUCACGCUACAGAUAAAACCCUGCUGGCCAAAUUCAAACAGCAGCAUGAGAGAAACCACUACUUUGUGGCCACGCCUGUGAUGGAGCCUGCGUUUGUCAUCCUUCAUUUUGCUGGGAAGGUCAAGUACCAGAUCAAGGAUUUCCGGGAGAAGAACACAGACCACAUGCGUCCAGACAUCGUGGCCCUGUUGCGGAGCAGUGACCGGGCUUACGUCCGGCAGCUGAUCGGGAUGGAUCCGGUGGCCAUGUUCCGGUGGGGAAUCCUCCGGGCCGCAGUCCGCGCUCUAGCGGCCUUUAAUGAGGCCGGACGCCGCUGGGCUGCCAAGAGCGCUGGUGUGGUCAGACCUGCCUCGAGAGUUCCACUGGGGGAGCUGCAGAGGUCCAACACGCAGAUUGAGCGGAUGUAUCGCCAUACAUCUAUGCUCGAUUUCUCCUUUGAUCACUCAGAGGAGCGCCCCCUAGAGGCUUUUGAGGACAUCUUUGCUAGUUAUGAGAGUAAGAAGGACAUUCACGCCCAAAUUAUGAGCUCCAUUAAGGACUUGCAGUUGGAUGGCGAGGAUCCGCGUAAGCUUCUUCAGUCAUGGGGUCGCCUGCGGUUCCCACGCCACUUCGUUCAGAAGAACAAGGGCACCAAGAACAAGCAGCUCAUUCCAAAGAAUCUGCUGGACUCCCAUUCCUUGAAGUUCAUUGUGGGUCUUCAUGACCGCACCACGAAAUCUCUGCUGCACCUGCACAAGAAGAAAAAGCCCCCGAGCAUCAGUGCUCAGUUUCAGACUUCCCUCAGUAAGCUGCUAGAGACUCUCGCAAAGGCUGAGCCGUUCUUCAUCCGCUGUCUCCGCUCCAACGCUGAGAAGAAGGAGAUGUGUUUUGAUGAGGCGCUGGUCCUGCAGCAGCUGCGUUACACAGGCAUGCUGGAGACGGUGCGCAUCAGGAGAUCAGGCUACAGCGCUAAAUACACCUUCCAGGAGUUCAUUGAGCAGUUUCGCGUGUUGCUGCCAAAUAAAGCCUCGUCUAAGGAAGACAUAACCACUCUGCUGCAGAACCUCGGUUUGGACACCAAGACCUACCAGAUAGGCAAAACAAAGGUGUAUCUGAAAGAGCCUGAGAGGCAGAAGCUUCAGGACACUCUCCACAAAGACGUCAUGCACAAAAUCAUCUUCCUGCAGCGCUGGUUCCGAGCUAAAGUGCAGAGGGGUCACUUCCUGCAGUUAAGAGAGGCGGCUGUCUUCGUACAGCGCACUUGGAGGAGAUCAUAUCAGGAACGGCGCUGUCGAGCUGCUACUCUGAUUCAGGCGGCGUGGCGAGGCUCCAAACAGAGGACAGAAUACCGGCAACGACGAUCCUCUGUUACUAAGAUCCAGGCUUUAGUCAGAGGCCAGUCAGCCCGCAAAAGGUACCAAUCUCUGCAGGAGGAGAGGAGGAGGAGGAAAGAGGAAGAAGCUCGAAGGAGAAGAGAGGAGGAAGAAGAGGCAGCUAGACGGGCGCUGGAGGCAGCGGAGUCGGCCAGGCGAGAGAGAGAGGCUGCUGAGUCAGCCAGGAGAGCACGAGAGGCAGAGGAGGCAGCCAGGAAAGCACAAGAAGCUGAAGAGGCAGCUCGAAAAAUGAAGGAGGCAGAGGAAGAGGCGGCUAGGCUUGCUGAGCAGAGGAGGAAGGAGGAAGCUUCACAGAAGCUAAGAAAUGAGACGUUUAAUGAACAUUUGGUGAGCUCUGAGGUAAAAGCAGGAGACAAGGAAGCAAAGGCUGAGGCUGGUCCUCAUCCUGAAGAACAGGAUGGAGAGCAAAACCAGAAAACUCUGGAGCUGAAUGAAAAAGAAGAGAAGGAACCAGUCGGGAAACUUACAGAGGAUGAUAAACACCUUAAAGCGUCGUUCACUGCCUUACCAGAGGAGACUAGUUCUAAAACAGCUCCAGAGGAAAGCUUAGACCGCAAAAUUCCCGCAGCUACUCUUCCGGAAGCUAAAAUGCCCAUUUCUGUUUCUGCAGAAGAAGACAAAAGCCUUCAAAUCAGCACACCGGUGACCCCAUCUGAGCAGUUAAAAUCUAAAACUCCUUCUCUGGGUAGGCUCAGCACCUCCAGAAGCCAAGAGAAGAGAGAGCUGAGGCGGCAGCGCGGUUUGGAGCACAGCCAGAGGGAGAUUGAACGGGCUGCGUCAAUUAACAGAGAAGAACCACCGCAGAAAAGCCCCACGGGGCCUGAAAGCAGACAAAACGAACGAUCCAAUAGCAGAGAGCUGGACCAGUACACGUUUGUAGCCUGGAAGGGUGAUAAACAGAAGAAAGAAGCUAAGGAGGAGGGAGAAAAGGCUAAACAGGAUGCUGUGGAAGAAGUGCAGAAAGCCACUCCUGAGAAAACUAAAAAAGAGGCUAAACAUCAGGAAGAGAAAGCUAAGAAGGAAGUUAAGGAUGAGGAAGAAAAGGCCGUGGGGGAGGCCAAAGUUGAUGGAGAAAAGGCCGUAAAAGAGGCUAAAGACGAGGGAGAAAAGGCUAAAAAAGAAGCCAAGAAUGAAGCAGAGAAAGCUGCAAGAGAAGCCCAGCAGCUCGCUCCCGCCCCAGUCCGACCCACCACCUUACCCUUGGAUGUGCCAGGCUCCAGGAAUGGCCACAACGAGUGCCCCAGUGCUGCGAAGGACCCUACCAACAAAGGCAAGGCACAGAGGAGCAACACCCAACCAGAUGUCACCUCAUCUGAACCCCAAAAGCAGGGGAACAGGAGGCAAAAGAUGCUACAGAUGGCAGUGUCCCGAUCGAUGGAUGACGUAUCAGAGUUGGGGACAUCAGGGCACAUUUCUGCAGUUUCACAGACGCAGUCUCGUGCAGCCGAGGGUUCACACGCAGGGAAAGCUGGAACCACAGGCAGGACGCAGGAAGGCUCCGGUCUGCAGGACGGAUCUCACGCUCCUCCGCCCACUCCAGAGAGAUCAACAGGCUUCCUGAGGAAGAUCCUGAAGAAGCGUCCUCAUAAGGAGGCUCAUACUCCAGAGGAUGGAGAUCUGACUGUGGCUGCGGCUUUAGCUGAAAAAGCAGAAGCUACCGCUCCUUCACGUUCACAUCAUGCUGAGCCACGUCUGAUUCGUAACCCCACCAUUAAGAUCAGUCGUGCAACCCGAGUCACAGAGCAGUGGAAUGCCUCGCUGGACCGAGAGAUCACCAACGCUAACGAGCUCCGGAACCUGGAUGAGUUCCUCGGAAAUCAGGUGAAUGAUCUGCGCUCUAGGGGAAAGCAGCUGUCUGCAGCGGAGCACAUCUUCAUCACAGCCACCAUGCAGUUCAGAGCGGACAUCAAAAGCAUGUACUCUCUCUCUAAGCCGCAUAUUGGCUACAAGGGCCUGAUGAGGGGCUACCAGAACAAAGUGAUCAGUUUAGCCGGAGAAAAGCAGAAAGGAGAAGUGCAGCUGGUGGUCAAUCUGUUCCAGUCUGUGCUGGACGGAUUCAUCAGAGGGGAAAUCAAAAGAGAAGAGGCUGAACCUGCCAAGCCCCUGAAAGGUCGCAAGAAGAGGCGGAAAAAAGACAAGAGCUUGGAGAGUCCACUGGACCACAUGUUCACUCACUACCAGGUCAACAUAAUGCAGUCAUGUGAUCAGUGCACUUCCUACAUCUGGGGGAUGGAGAAAGCCUACAUGUGCAGUUAUUGCAAACUUGUUUGCCACAAGAAGUGCCUGUCAAAAAUCACUACUGAUUGUAAUACGUUCUGCUCAAAGAAGAAUGAAGAGGAUUGUAGUUCUCAGCACUUUGCUGUGAGUGUUUGCCACCUAGUCAGUGACCGGAUCCCUGUUCCUGAGGUGCUCGAACUGAUGCUGGAGCAUGUGGAGAUGAACGGCCUCUACACUGAGGGCAUCUACAGAAAGUCUGGCUCAGCCAACCGCAUGAAGGAGCUCCGGCAGCUUUUAGAAGCUGAUCCCCAUUCAGUGUGUUUGGAGGACUACCCCAUCCAUGCUGUGACCGGUCUGGUGAAACAGUGGCUCCGAGAACUUCCUGAACCCCUCAUGACCAUCAGUCACUAUAACGACUUCAUCCAGGCAGUCGAUUUACCUGAGAAGCAGGAACAGCUGCUUUCCAUCUAUAGAGUUUUGGAGGAGCUCCCUACAGCCCACUACAACACUCUGGAGAGACUCAUUUUCCAUCUCGUCAGGGUGUCGAGAGAGGAGAAGAGUAACAGAAUGACCCCCAACUCACUGGCUAUUGUCUUCGCUCCCUGCAUUCUGCGUGGUCCGGACAGUGCUGACCCCCUCCUCAGCAUGAAGGACGUUGCCAAGACAACCACAUGUGUGGAGAUGCUGAUAAAUGAGCAGAUCAGGAGGUACAAUGAGAAGAUGGAGGAGAUCGAGCAGCUGGAGUAUGCAGAGACGCUGGCCAAGAACCAGCUCAAACUGAAGAGGAAUAACACGAGCUGGCAUUUACCCCUCAGGUUUACCUCUCCUUACAAAGGAGUGGCGAUGCGAGAGAAGCCUUCGUCCGAUCUGAGUGUUGUCCCUGAGAAUGAACCGCUGGACUCUGACACGGAGGCGGAGAGGAAUCUGGUGGAGCGGAUCAAGUCCAUCAAACAGGAGAAAGAGGACCUGGCUUGCAGGCUGCCAGAUUUGGAGCAGCCAGGGUCAGAUCAGGAGAACCUGGACUCUGAGGCUUCGGCCAGCUCGGAGAGCCUGCUGGACGACCGGACACUCAGUUCGGACACGGAAGGGAAAACAACAACAGUGCCAAGAAUUCCCAAACCAGCUUCUCCUUCUAAAUCUGCAAACUCACCCUCUACCCAGCAGAGUUCAUCAGAAGGAGAAACCUCCAAUCCCUCUACUCCCCUUUUCUGCCCCUCCAGGGACCUACUCCAUCGCCGGCACCCAAUCAUCCCCCGCACGGUCCGCCUGCCCCCAGGCGUGCUGACCCACCCGGCCGUCCAAUUGCUGCCACCCCGCAAAGCCCAGUCCAUGACGCUUGUGCAGAGACGGCAGCAGCCUGGGCGCCGCAAAGACAGCAUCCAGUCGCUUUUUAUAGCCCCCGGGACUGAGCUCCACUUCACUCCUGACUCAGACUCCUCUCCCUCCAGCACACAGGAGCUCCUAAAAUCACCCAGACGCUUCUCAGACCCGGAUAUUGCUUGUAGCGAAGACGGACUUUGAUUAACAGAUCCUCUGUCCAAAGCAGGGGUUUUGAACUCCGGUUGUGUUUGGUGCCCUGUUGCACCUAUUGCACUUGGUAAAUAAGUCACAUCAGGUUUAUUUGUACAGGGUAAUCACCAAACUGGUGGACCCCAGCCCUCCAGGACCAGAGUUCGACCCCCUAAAAUAAAGGGCCAUGGCACACUUACCCAACCCACUGUCUGAGCCAUGCUCCACCCACAGAUGUCUUCUUUUAUAGCUACUGUUGCCAGGUUGAACAAGCCUGAACAUAAUGAGAAACUGUAGAACGGACUCUGUUUAUAUCACAAUACCUACAUUUAGAGUCGGUUAUUCAUUCAGUCUAAUGAGAAACUGUAGAACAGACUCGGUUUAUAUCACAAUACCUACAUUUAGA
Messenger RNA from Pygocentrus nattereri (red-bellied piranha), 7732 nucleotides. RefSeq names its product unconventional myosin-IXb (gene myo9bl). The coding region runs from base 433 to 7338 and encodes 2301 amino acids. NCBI's taxonomy places the organism in Eukaryota, Metazoa, Chordata, Actinopteri, Characiformes, Serrasalmidae. The record is from RefSeq and is a predicted model, not a curated record. Gene Ontology annotation, molecular function: microfilament motor activity; GTPase activator activity; protein binding. Gene Ontology annotation, cellular component: myosin complex. Gene Ontology annotation, biological process: intracellular signal transduction. The transcript is spliced from 42 exons.